UGGCGAUGGACCUGAUCCCAGACUUUUCCCUGGCUAGCUGGGUUCUCCUGGCUACAAGCCUGGUGCUCAUCUAUCUAUAUGGAACCCAUAGACAUGGACUAUUUAAGAAGAUAGGAAUUCCUGGGCCAACACCUCUGCCUUUUUUGGGAACUAUUUUGGGCAACCUCAAGGUGAGUAGUUUUGGAGAUUUUGACAUAAAAUGUUAUAAAAAGUAUGGACCUAUGUGGGGGUUAUAUGAUGGUCGAUGGCCUAUGUUGGCUAUCACGGAUACAGACAUGAUCAAAACAGUGCUAGUGAAAGAAUGUUAUUCUGUCUUCACAAAUCGGCGGCCGUUUGGUCCAGUGGGAUUUAUGAAAAGUGCCAUCUCCAUAUCUAAGGAUGAAGAAUGGAAGAGAAUACGAACGUUGCUGUCUCCAGCCUUCACCAGUGGGAAACUCAAGGAGAUGUUUCCCAUCAUUGGCCAAUAUGGAGAUGUGUUGGUGAAAAACCUGAGACGGGAAGCAGAGAAAGGCAAGCCUGUCACCAUGAAAGACAUCUUCGGGGCCUACAGCAUGGAUGUGAUCACUGGCACGUCAUUUGGGAUAAACGUUGAUUCCCUCAACAACCCACACAAUCCCUUUGUUGAAAAUGCCAAGAAGCUUUUAAGAUUUAGUUACUUUGAUCCAUUGCUUUUCUCAAUACAACUCUUUCCAUUCCUUACUCCAAUUUUUGAAGUAUUAAAUAUCUCUAGGUUUCCAAGAGAUGUUACACAAUUUUUUAAGGAUUCUGUAAAAAGGAUGAAAGAAAGUCGCCUCAAAGAUAAAGAAAAGCAUCGAGUAGAUCUUCUUCAGCUGAUGAUUGACUCCCAGAAUUCUGGAGAAACUCAGUCCCAUAAAGUUUUGUCUGAUCUGGAGCUUGUGGCCCAAUCAAUUGUUUUCAUUUUUGGUGGCUAUGAGACCACUAGCAACACUCUUUCCUUCAUUAUGUAUUUAUUGGCCACUCACCCUGACAUCCAGCAGAAAUUGCAGGAGGAGAUUGAUGCAACGUUGCCCAACAAGGCACCUGUCACCUAUGACACCCUGGUACGGAUGGAAUAUCUUGAUAUGGUGGUGAAUGAAUCUCUCAGAUUAUUCCCAAUUGCUGGCAGACUUAUGAGGGUCUGUAAGAAAGAUGUUGAAGUCAAUGGGGUGUUCAUUCCCAAAGGGGUAAUGGUCAUGAUACCAAUCUUUGCUCUUCACCGAGACCCAAAGUACUGGACAGAGCCUGAGGAGUUCCGUCCUGAAAGGUUCAGUAAGAAGAACAAGGACAGCAUAGAUCCUUACAUAUACAUGCCCUUUGGAAGUGGACCCCGGAACUGCAUUGGCAUGAGGUUUGCGCUCAUGAACAUAAAACUCGCUCUCAUCAGAGUUCUGCAGAACUUCUCCUUCAAACCUUGCAAAGAAACUCAGAUCCCAGUGAAAUUAAGCAACCAAGGACUUAUUCAACCGUCAAAACCCAUUGUUCUUGCGGUUGAAUCGAGAAUUGAGAGCGUAAGUGGAGCCUGACUUUCCCUAAGGACUUCGGCUUUGUUCUUCAAGGAAGCUGUACCCCAGAGCACCAGAGGUCUCAAUUCACUUUUUGAAUAAAACCCAGAAAUGGAGAUGGGCUUCACCUACUGCAGUUGAU
This is a messenger RNA of Cynocephalus volans (Philippine flying lemur), 1644 nucleotides long. RefSeq names its product cytochrome P450 3A4-like. Gene Ontology annotation, molecular function: heme binding; oxidoreductase activity, acting on paired donors, with incorporation or reduction of molecular oxygen, reduced flavin or flavoprotein as one donor, and incorporation of one atom of oxygen; testosterone 6-beta-hydroxylase activity. The record is from RefSeq and is a predicted model, not a curated record. Lineage: Eukaryota; Metazoa; Chordata; Mammalia; Dermoptera; Cynocephalidae. The transcript has 13 exons. Gene Ontology annotation, biological process: oxidative demethylation; steroid metabolic process. The coding region runs from base 6 to 1523 and encodes 505 amino acids.